AUGAAUUUCCUAAAAGACGGUGGGGUCUACGAAAUCUCAAGUGCCAAACAAAGCCAAACAAAUUCUAUUAUAAAAAAUUACCAAUCAAAAGUGUCGGAAUACAAAUUUUCGAAACAGUCCAAAAAAAAGAUCUCCGGCCGUAAAAAUAGUCUCCAAUCACCGUUUGCUCAGCAAAAUGAAAGAUACAUUGCCCUGUUUGACUACGGAGGGUACGGCGAGAACGAGUUGAAAUUACGUAAAAAUGAUGAAGUGGAAAUAAUCAGUCGAGAUGAAUCGAUUCGAACGAACUGGUGGGAAGGGAGGAUUGGUGAAAAAACUGGUUGGUUUCCAAAGAUGUAUGUAUCUCGAAGAGUUGGAAAAUCAUCGGCUUACAGAAAGGCAACACCCAGACAAUUGAACUUAAAUGAAAUUGUUAUGAACGAAACAAUCGGGCAAGGAGGUUUCGCGAAAGUUUACAAAGGAACAUGGAUGAACCAAGAAGUAGCCGUUAAAGAAUUUAGAGAUAAUCAAACCGAAAACAGCAUCAAACACGAAGCCAGAAUGUUUUGGCUUUUGCGACAUCCCAACAUAAUAUCGCUGUUAGGAGUCUGCAACAAGCCCCCUAACUACUUUCUAGUGAUGGAUUACGCUAAAGGAGGACCGUUAUCAAAAAUCCUCCGUGACAACAUGCUACCUCCAAAAAUUAUUGUAGACUGGGCCACUCAAAUUGCAAAGGGCAUGAAAUACUUACAUAGUGAUGCCCCUUUAUCAAUUAUACACCGAGAUUUAAAAUCUACUAACAUUUUAAUAUAUGAAACCAUUGAAAAUGGAUCGCUGGAAAACAAGACGUUGAAAAUAACGGAUUUUGGAUUAAGCAGACCAGCAUGUCAGACCACCUUAUUGACUGCUGCAGCUGGAACGUUCGAAUGGAUGGCUCCUGAGGUUUUCAGAGAUCACAAAAUUUCUAAAUUCAGCGAUGUUUGGAGUUAUGGAGUUGUUCUAUGGGAGCUGUUGACUUCUCAAGUACCUUACAAAGACUUCAAUCAGUGGCAAAUUAUUGUUGGAGUUGGAAAAGGUUCUCUGAAGUUGUACAUUCCAGACUCAUGUCCUCAAGACUUCAAACAACUUUUGCAAGAUUGUUGGCAAACAAAUUCAAAAAUGAGACCGACAUUUGAAUAUAUGUUGAAUGAAUUAGAAAAAAUUAGAGAUUCGUCAUUCAUCCACCAAGAAGAGUCUUAUAAAUUACUUCAGACUGAAUGGAUUAAUGAAAUAGGGAGAGAAAUGGAAAGUAGGCGAAGCCAAAGCAGUCGAGAUGUGGACACAAAGGAAAAAUCUAUCGAAUUAUUUCUGGAGAACGUAUUCGAAGGAAUUAAACAAGAAUAUAAAGAACUUCAGUUGAGGGAGCUGGAAUUGUUUGAAAAACAAAUUUACGUCACCGUCAAACAAAUGAAUAUCAGCAGAGUAAGAAACAAAAAAAAAAUAUUCAGUUGGAUGAGGAGGCGACCAAAAAACAUAAGCCUGCCAACAGGCUUUCGGCACCAACUGCACACUGUGGUUGAAGAAAUACAUCCAAAUUCACCUGGUUUUUCUGAUAAAUUAAAUCUCACAGUCCAACGUUUCCGUCUACAAACGGAUAACUUAGAAGCGUGUAGUUCUAGUCACACCAAUGAAAUCGCAAACCUUGAACCUAAAAAGACGAUAGAGAAUGCAUUGCGUAGUGUUUUCAAUGUGGUCAUUUUAGUGCCGCUCGGGAGAAAUGAGAAUGUUGGAAUUACAAAGUGGAAGAGAACUUCAAUACUUCCACCAAAUAACAACGGAAAAAUUGCCUCCAGGCCCUUAGAUCUUUCCUUGAAACAAGAAACUAGUCAAUCGAUGGAGCCAGAAAGUUUUAAAUACAAAACGUUUACAUCGCCACCUUCCUCAAAUAAACCGUUUCAUGUCGAGAUAAAACAAAAUGCCACAAAGUCAAUAGUCUUGGUUAGGGGUAAUAAUCCAAUCAUAGAUACCGAUUCAUCGUCCGUUUUCAGCAACAGAAACAAUAGCAUAAGCGCACGAGCGUCCAUCCUCUCAAGUCAAAUGUCGAGAUCUCUGUCCAGCAUAACGAACGUAAGCAACGGAUCUCCAGCCACACACGUCGACAAGUAUGGAUCGAUAACUUCAAUUAAACACAUACAACAGCAUCAGGAAAAAAUAGUGAACAGGGAAUCGUUGCAAAAUUUAAGUGCCAACAGGGUUGCCGAAUUGAGGAAUUUUUUCACGCACGUGUUUACCAGUCCUUUUUAAAAUAAGUGUUAUUUAAAAUACUGAACAAAUCAAAGAAUAUUAAAAUAUAAAAAGAGUAGUUAAAAAGAAAUCACUUUCAAGUCUAUUUUCCGCUAUUAUUAUUAUUAUUGGUACUUUCUUUUCAUGUACUUUUUCUUUCAGUGUAGUCUCUAUUAAUUUAACCACGCAUUAUAACAUAUUUAAACGUUUAGUUUGAGAUAUUUUCAUGAUUUACGAUGUUCAUAUCAAUAGUUUUUGCGUUAGAAACGUGAACUUGACAAGA
This is a messenger RNA of Helobdella robusta, 2524 nucleotides long. RefSeq lists its product as hypothetical. Gene Ontology annotation, molecular function: JUN kinase kinase kinase activity; ATP binding; protein binding. The transcript is spliced from 8 exons. The record is from RefSeq and is a predicted model, not a curated record. NCBI's taxonomy places the organism in Eukaryota, Metazoa, Annelida, Clitellata, Rhynchobdellida, Glossiphoniidae. The coding region runs from base 1 to 2262 and encodes 753 amino acids. Gene Ontology annotation, biological process: protein phosphorylation.